Molecule: messenger RNA, 972 nt
Organism: Plasmodium yoelii
Lineage: Eukaryota; Apicomplexa; Aconoidasida; Haemosporida; Plasmodiidae
Product: PIR protein
Exons: 3
Coding region: 1-972 (323 amino acids)
Source: RefSeq, a predicted model, not a curated record
AUGAAUAAGGAAAUGUGUAUAAGGUUCAAGAAUGUAAGAGAAUGGAUUUCCGAUGAAUUGAUUGAAGGAAAUUAUCAAUUUAAAGAUAAUAAUUUUUUAAAUAAUGAUUGUAAUCGUGAUAAUAUUUUAAAUAAUUCUUGUAAUAAUUUUAAAAGUGAUUUCGAUAAAAUAAGUGCUGGAUGUUUAUAUUUGUUGGAUCAAUUAUAUAGGGAUUGUGGUGUGACUCCCUCUCCUGCAAGAAAUAACAUCAAUAUUGUUGAUUACAUUUUGAUAUGGUUAAGUUACAUGUUAAACCUGGACAAAACUAAAAAAAACAAGAAUAUAAAUGAUUUUUAUAGUACAUACAUAAAUAGUUGUGAUAAGUAUAUGAUCCAAAUAAGUGAAUUAACUGAAUAUGAUAAUUAUAAGGGUCUUAUAGAUGCAAGAAAUUAUUUGUUGUAUAUGAAUAGUAAUCUUGUAUCUAAAUUUUAUAAAGCAUUUAAAUCAUUAUGUGAAAUGUAUAAUGAACUUGAUGAUGACAAUCAAAAUUGCAAUAAUUAUUUGGAAGAUGAUAAUGAAUUUUUUAAAAAAUAUGAUGAACUUAACAAAGAUUCUGAUAUUAAUAAAAAAGAUUCAUACCGUCAACUAUUAUCUACUUUAUUAACUGAUUAUUAUAAUUUUAAAACGGAAUGUAAAAGUGCUCAAGAAAGAAAACAUAAAGACACUACAGAAACAAUUAAACAAACAUAUCCUGUAGGUGGUGAACUACCUGAAGGAUAUGUACUACCUGAAGGAUAUGGACUAACUGAACAAUCUGGAGAAACUGGACAUAUUUCUGAAGUUACAUCAAGUUCGUCGAUAGUAAGCAAAUUAAUUCCAGUUGUGUCGAUAUUUGCUGCAAUAUCAAUUUUUUUAGGAAUUUCUUAUAAGUAUUCAUUAUUUGGAUUUCGGAAAAGAGUUCAAAAACAUUUAAGAAAAAUACUAAAAAAAUAA